AUGCACCCGCUGCUCGCCGCUGCGUCGGACACCGUCACCGUGCACGAAUGCCUCAUUUGUGGUUACGACACUCGAAGUGCGAAUCAUGCCGCACAGCUAUCGGCUCUGCGAAGAGACAUGAUCGAAACACUCGAAAAAUGGAACGCAGAGCUCGUCGCCGAAAAGACCUCACUCCUUGCCGAGGCGGAGGCGUCAACAAUUGAGAUCCAGAGGUUGAACGCGGAAAAUCAGACGCUGCGACUAAAGCUCGAGACAUCGGGUCCCAAUGACGUCAUCUCAAACAGUGAUACGGCAAAUCCUCUCCAGCCCACAGAAAGGGAGCCAGAGAUAAACCUUAGUGAACCUGCCAUAGUCACGAAGCGUCCGCGCUCCUCCGGCCCACAAGAUGCCGACGGCGAGCGUCGGAGCAGGCCCUCGAAGAGGCGCGCCCUUCGCGUAGAGGUGUUCGUACCUUCGCUUCAGGACGUACGUGCAGUGGCAUCGCGCGAGGAUCGAGCUUCCGCCUCGAAAUCCAACAACACCAACAACCCUCACACGGAACUUGUCCCUCGGUCGUUUGAAGAGACCUUUCCUUCAACGGAUCUCCAAACAUCCGCCACGCCAUCAGUCAAGACGGAAGUCGAUCUAAAGCCCAAGAUUGAACCGAUGGAUGUGGGGGCUUCUGGGAAGCUGCCCCUCGACGAACCGGAGCGCAUCCGUUCACUGAUCGGUCUUUUGAAACAACGCACAUGGAGUAUGCGCGCAGAUACCGCGUCCCUCCUACCAUUCUACAAAAAGACGAUCCAAGCGCGCCUCAACGCACUCGAGUCUAAACCUUGCACGAUCACCCUCGAUCCUGAUCACCUCAUCCAAAUCGUGACGCGGCCUUUCCUGUCUUCAGUGUUCGGCAACCGCACUGUGCCAAAACCCAUGUUCCUCAACCCGACGCACGAUCCCCACUGCCCGCGCGUGCCGGGCCAGCGCGGCCUGUUUUUCUCGGGCGCCAGCGAAGAAGAGACCCAGCGCUGGCCCAGCAUCUUCCGCCUCAUCGUCCGCGCUGCUCCGUGUUGCUGGUUGUACGUUGGCGACUACCAGUUAGUCGAAACACCGCGCUUCACGUUAGAUGAAUGGAAGGCCCAAACGGAGCGCGUACGUCGAUCUUGGACGAGGAACUUCGUUGCGCGCAAGACGGACAACAGCGGUCUCCGAGAGGAUAUGGAGGCCUUCGUAUGCGAGAACUCGGACAACGCGAGUGGGCGAGCGUCGAAGUGGAAUCAAAACGUCAUCAAAUUCUCAGAGGAUGAUGUAUACAAUGCCUGGAAUAACGGACACGGGAUGCUGAAAGUAUGGUGCAUGGUAUGUGUGCAAUACGACGAGGCGUUUCAGCAGGAGAUCAUAGAGAAAAAGCGGUCGGAAAUAGAGGAGGUAGAGGCUGACGUUGUCGUUUGA
Molecule: messenger RNA, 1428 nt
Organism: Heterobasidion irregulare TC 32-1
Lineage: Eukaryota; Fungi; Basidiomycota; Agaricomycetes; Russulales; Bondarzewiaceae
Exons: 9
Coding region: 1-1428 (475 amino acids)
Source: RefSeq, a predicted model, not a curated record